CCUGGUGGACCAAACUCUCACAAGUCAAGCCUGGCCUCGGGCCGGGCUUGGGGAGUAGAACAACUCCCAGAACCCCAUCAACCAGGUACGAGGACAGGUUGGGCAGUGGGCGAGGUGGGGCCGGGACUGUAGUGAAUAGCCAACUUGUCCUCUCACAAAGAACGUCGCCUGCGUUACCUAAGGCCAACAAUUGUCAUUCUAGAAAACGGAAGCGGCUGGUGAAAGUGACGUACUGUUCCGUUUUCUGUUGUGCCGAAACAAAGCCGUCGUGAUUGUUGAAAGAUGUACAGGUUUCGUAAGGGGCUGGGUUAAUGGAUGAUGAAUCCUGGCACCCACCUUAUCCACCCACCUUGGCACUGACUCCUGUUAUAGUGGUUGAUACCUGGUUGAUGGGGUUCUGGGAGUUCUUCUACUCCCCCAAAAGAGGACUGGGGUUCGUUACCUGGGUGGGAGGAGUGCGCGGGGGUGUAACAACCUCGCUAACCUUAGUAAUUAACGCACCUUCGUUAACACUUAACACACACCUUCCUGUAUUAUUUAUACCAAGUAUAAAAUGGUAACAUGGUUUCCGGUUUAUAAUUUCAAUAAUAAAUUCAUCAUAUCAGUUCUUAUCUAGCGUCUCAUUUGCUUUGUUUGUACAGUAAUCCUCAUUUCCAAAUAUAGAUUUUUUAGGCACUUAUACAUUGCUUAUUAUUAUAGAGGAUGGCAGAAGUAGAUCCAUCCAAUGGGGGUGGUUUUGUUGAGGGAAUAUCAUGACACAGUUGUAUUGCCUCUAUGACCCAGUAAUAUUUGUUAUUUCAUUUUCAUGUUUUCAGGCCGUCACCACCCUGCCCUAGCCAUACCUCUCAUCAUCCCCCAAUCAUUCCACAAGCACAGUCCAUUCUCUGCCUGUGAUAUAUUGUAUAUCCUUGUUACUCUGGUCACUGCAGCUCGUAGUUUUGUAGUUCCCGGUAGUUUUGCACCACGGUCCUCCUUUUCCCCAGGCUCGUAGAGACCUUUCAGUUGCCUUUAGUAAUGUUUUAGCUGAGGGUAGGCUACCGGAUCCUGUUAUCCUGAUGAGGAGACUCUUCCAGUCUCAUAAACAACUUGUGUUCCUUGUCUUACACGAAGUUCUCCGGUUCUGUCAGUCUUCGCUCCGGCGGCAUCCGUAAGACGCUGUUUGUCGUGUGUUUUGUGUUUACAAAUUUCCCGUGAUGGCCGACCGCCUACCACCAACAUCGCCUCCGUCAGAGUUUAGUGAUGGGGAGGCGACUACAUGUCUUCUUAGUACGACAUCUACCCUAGACCUCCUCGCCCCCACAGCUGGUUAUGUCACCCCUCCCACUGUCACCAUCACCCCGGCCAGCCCUACGUUAGUGCCCGUCUGCACCCUGCUUGCUUUCUCGUAUGUUGACCACUUUCCCGCCUCCUCGACGCUCACCCGUCCCUCUUGCUCGUCACCCAGUGCCUUUACUUCCCCACACACCUGUACCUCUGUAACGCCCAGCUCCCCACACACCUGUGCCUCUGCGACGCCCAGCUUCCCGCUCACCUAUGUCUCGGCCAGCUCCCCACACACCUGUGCCUCUGCGACGCCCAGUUCCCCACACACCUGUGCCUCUGCGACGCCCAGUUCCCCACACACCUGUGCCUCUGCGACGCCCAGCUCCCCACACACUUGCACCUCCGUGUUGCAUAAUUCCACACCACACACCUACGCUUGUAAAGUACUGGCAUCCACACCAGCUUUCACCUGUAUAGACUCCAUACCCAUGUUAGAGCCCACCUCCAUACCACUCACGCAUUUGAAAACGCCAAUAAUGACUCCUACUCGCAUAGAACUGCCUUCCUCGGCCAAACACGCCCAUGUUCCACCCGCCCCUCUACACCCGCACCCCUACAGCGAGCACCCAACCUCACCAACACUCGUCUACCGUGCGCCACCAAUAUCACCAGCACAUCUUCAUAGCGCAUUAACACCGUCAAUGCACGGAGACUCCUCAGUGCCUAGUCACGGACCGAUCACAGCACCAAAUCUGUCGGCGUCCGCCUGCACGUCACCCGGCACACCCUUACCGACCUGCACAUCACCCGGAACACCCCAACCGACCUGCACAUCACCCGGAACACCCCAACCGACUUGCACAUCACCCGGAACACCCUUACCGACCUGCACAUCACCCGGAACACCCCAACCGACCUGCACAUCACCCGGAACACCCCAACCGACCUGCACAUCACCCGGCACACCCCAACCGACCUGCACAUCACCCGGCACACCCCAACCGACCUGCACAUCACCCGGCACACCCCAACCGACCUGCACAUCACCCGGCACACCCCAACCGACCUGCACAUCACCCGGAACACACCUACCGACCUGCACACCACCCGGAACACCAGUACCCGCUUGUUCAAAGCUUACUCCCACUCCGGCCCCUUCUACGGCGUCGCCAACGCCACUCUGCAACUUGUCUGGCUACCAGCCGCCCAUGACGGUCAUCUGUGUCAUUUCGUCGUCUUCUACGACGGUGACAAGCAGUAUGUCGUGUGGGUGGUCGUCCCCUCUGAUGUCGUCCUGUCCUUCCUCUCCCUCGUCCUGUUGCUCCUCCGUCAUAGCGGAAGCCUUGCCGCUUCCUCUACCUCUGCACCAGACUCUUAUUCCCCUUGUUUUCCCUUCCUUGGCCUCGUCGGGACCAACGUCUCCGUCCCCGCCCACGCCUCCGCCCACACCGUUGCUUAUACCCGCCCCUUCGUCCACCAUACCAAUCAUAUACCUUCGCAAGAACACUCCGGAGACUUCACCAGCGGCCUCUCCGCCCGCUUCACCCUCAGAACCAUAUAAAUGUUUGCCAUCACUGCCCACAACCCCUUCCCCGCCCACAUACGCCCACCCCUCCAAGUACCACGUGGCUUGCCCCACGCCCACCUCUGAGAUGGAUCCUAAUGACUCCGUGGAUCUGCCUGACACUGGCGACGACGACGGCGAUGACGAGGAGACGAGCCAGAGUGGGGGCUGCGUGGGUGGACUUGCCCGUCGGGUCUCGCACCACUCCCCUCUGCUCAUUCCCGCCCCUGAACAGCACCAACGACGUGCUUCUCUGCUCUCCACGCUCUCUGUGUCUCCCAGCACCGGGCGACGCCCGUCUCUUGUAUCAUUGCUGAGCGUCUCGCCAUCUAUUGCCGCUCGCCGUUUCUCCUUCAACAUCGGUGCCCAGUUCCGGGUAGGCUCAUAGCUGCCCCGUUUGGGCCGCUGCUAUUGCUGCCCCAACUAACUUGCACCUCAGCUGCCGAGCUUACACGUAGAACAAGUUGACCUCCCAUACAGGAAUCCAAUAGACAAUUUGCACGAUAGUUGUCGCAAUAGUUGUAUGAGCUAACAGAAGUAGAUUAGUUACCCUAGAUAAUACUGGCCGUUUUCUGUGGCGUGCAAUAUGUUUCAUUUUCUUUGUUUAUGAAUUUUUAGCGUAUACUCUGUUGGCAUGUGUUCUAUUUUCAAUCUCAAUGUAAUAAUUGAAUAUAUAGCCUAGUAAUAAUGCAGAAUUUUUAGUAAACAUUUAUCACGAUAAAACUUUUUUUUAGCAUUUGCUUGUUGAAUAAAUAUUUUAUAUUUCUCAACUGUAAACGUUUUAAAUUUCGGUAGUUUAAUAAAUCUAGUUUUUUUUUUCCUAACAACUUUUAAUAUAAUUAAUUACUUAAAAUUAAAGUUUUAAUCGUAGUAGUAGACUAUUUUCAUGUUUAUAUUUUAUUCCAAAAUAUUUAUCAAUUCGCUUAUUUUGUACAAGGCAAUAAUUUAUCACUAGUGAUUUCUUGAAUACAACAUCAUCUGUGCUGGGGCCAGAUUCA
Procambarus clarkii (red swamp crayfish) is the source of this 3825-nucleotide messenger RNA. The record is from RefSeq and is a predicted model, not a curated record. Lineage: Eukaryota; Metazoa; Arthropoda; Malacostraca; Decapoda; Cambaridae.